Impatiens glandulifera is the source of this 999-nucleotide messenger RNA. Its product is annotated as homeobox-leucine zipper protein HDG1-like. NCBI's taxonomy places the organism in Eukaryota, Viridiplantae, Streptophyta, Magnoliopsida, Ericales, Balsaminaceae. The record is from RefSeq and is a predicted model, not a curated record. The transcript is spliced from 6 exons. Bases 1 to 999 code for a protein of 332 amino acids.
AUGGAUGAAAUGGACGCUGAGCUACAAGCGCUAUCUCCUAUUGUUCCUGUUUGGAAAGUGAAGUUUAUUCGAUUCUGCAGACAGAUUGCAGAGGGAGUGUGGGGAAUGGUGGACGUGUCGAUUGAACAUUCCCAUGAUGUGUUUUGCAAGAAAUGCCCAAUAGUAACCUGGGUGGAGCAUUUGGAUUACGAAGAGAACGAGGUUAUUAAUCCGUUAGGAGUCAUGAGUUGUAGUUCAUCUUUUGGUGCUCAAAGGUGGCUUUCCUCACUUCAAAGACAAUGCCUAUGCUUGGCGAUAAUCUCGUCUCCUCCAACCUCCACUCAUGAUCAAACUAGUGUGUUUAGUUCUUUUCUCAGGGAUGGUUAUAGUCAUUCCACUAAGAGAAGCAUGGUUAGUAUGGCUCAUAGAAUGGUGCGUAGCUUCGGUUUCGGUUUAUGCUCGACUGUGCACCAAUGGCAGCUAGUCCAAGCUGGGGAAACCAGGCUAACUAUACGCAAUAACAAUAAUAUCGAUAAUCCAGCAAUAAACAUAGAAGGGGAGAAUGGGAGGAGGUACAAUACACCAUGCCAAAUGCCAAUACAAGAGUUGGCUCCAAUCAACAAGAGCAAUGACGACGAACUCAACCGCGUCUCUUUUCUUCGCACGACAGUUUUAAUUGAUAGAAAUAAUCAAAAGGUUGUGCCUAUAGUGCAACAGACACAGUCAGACGAGUCGGGAUCCAUGUUAGUAUAUGGGAUGGUGAACUUACCGGUGAUGCAGGUGGUGAUGAGCGGCCAGGAUUCAAGCUCGGUGGAGAUACUUCCGAAUGGAUUUUCCAUCAUGCCAAAUAUCAGAAGAAGAGAAUGCCAGGAGGAUUCAUGUACGAUGACAGUUGUGUUCCAAAUACUGACGAAGAAUAGUCCGGGGAAUAUGAACAUCUCGAUAGAGUUGAUUGAAUACAUAAACAACUUGAUGUCUCAAAGGAUUCGGAGGAUCAAAUCUUCUCUUUGUUGUGGCUAG